This is a messenger RNA of Felis catus (domestic cat), 1260 nucleotides long. RefSeq names its product glycine-N-acyltransferase like 2 (gene GLYATL2). Gene Ontology annotation, cellular component: mitochondrion. Bases 37 to 933 code for a protein of 298 amino acids. The record is from RefSeq and is a predicted model, not a curated record. NCBI's taxonomy places the organism in Eukaryota, Metazoa, Chordata, Mammalia, Carnivora, Felidae. The transcript is spliced from 5 exons. Gene Ontology annotation, molecular function: glycine N-acyltransferase activity.
UCUUCCUGGGAGAAGGAGGCUCAGGUUCUAUACAAUAUGUUUGUGCUUCAUGAAUCCCAGAAGCUGCAUAUUCUGUAUGAAUCCCUGGAAAAGAGCAUCCCUGAGUCCUUGAAGGUAUAUGGUGCCGUUUUCAACAUUAAAAAUAAAAAUCCAUUCAACAUGGAGGUGCUGGUGGAUGCCUGGCCAGAUUAUCAGAUAGUCAUUACUCGGCCUCAGCGAGAGGAGAUGAAGGAUGACCUGGAUCAUUAUACCAACACUUACCAAAUCUUCACCAAAGCUCCUGACAAGUUAGAGGAAGUCCUGGCACAGCCCCAGCUUAUCAAUUGGGACCAAGUCUUCCAGAUCCAAGGUUGCCAAGAGAGCUUGCAAGAGGCAAUAAGAAAGAUUUCGGCUUCAAAAUCAGUGCGGGUGGAUUACGUGAAGACGAUACGCAUUAUGACAGAAAUGCCGGUGAAACCCAAUGAUGACCAGGUGGAUGUGAUGGAGUCAUUUAAAAUGCCCAAAGUGGAUGACGAUACCAAGAAAGGAAGCUUUCAGAACAUUUCCUUGGAUCCCUCCCAUGCAGGGCUUGUGAAUGAACAGUGGGCAUUUGGGAAAAAUGAUAGGAGCUUGAAAUAUAUUGAACGCUGCCUCCAGAAUUUUCCAGGAUUCGGUGUGCUGGGUCCAGAGGGGCGCCUUAUCUCUUGGAUUGUGAUGGAACAGUCCUGUGAGAUGAGAAUGGGCUACACUGUCCCCGAAUACCGAAAGCACGGCUAUAUGAAGAAAACCAGUGUUCACCUUAUGAAUUAUGUUAUUCAGAAAAAAGUGCCAUGUUAUUUUCAUGUGUCAGAACAUAAAGAAGAAUACAAUCAGGCACUGAGGGAUCUGAAGUUUAAGGCUGCUUCUUGUGGUUGGCAUCAGUGGAAAUGCAGUCCUGAGAAAUAUGUUGAUUAGUGCCAUUUUCUAUUGCAAGCCUUCCUCAUCAGUGAAAAAAAGUAUCAGUUCACAUACAAUCAUGAUAAUUUGUAUUAGCACAAAAACAUCCAAUUAUUUUGGUUCCGUGCAUUACUUAACCCACGCUUGUACAACAUUUUUGUCUUCCUCCACAUUACAGAGAACUAGAAGCUUGAACUUUCGGUGUUAGGUUUUUCCUUUAUGGUGACAGACAUUUCAGAAUUAAAAUCAUCCAAUGUCAAUCAUUAGUGCCAAGAUAACCCUUUCAGAGCAACAUUUUCCUCUUUGAAGUCUUCUUUCAUGAAAGUCUACUACUUUUUCAUGCUU